Molecule: messenger RNA, 1367 nt
Organism: Loxodonta africana (African savanna elephant)
Lineage: Eukaryota; Metazoa; Chordata; Mammalia; Proboscidea; Elephantidae
Product: olfactory receptor 8J2-like
Exons: 1
Coding region: 319-1266 (315 amino acids)
Biological process (GO): G protein-coupled receptor signaling pathway; sensory perception of smell
Cellular component (GO): membrane
Molecular function (GO): odorant binding; G protein-coupled receptor activity; olfactory receptor activity
Source: RefSeq, a predicted model, not a curated record
GUUUGUUUGCUUCAUCGUAUGUAUUAUAUAUAUAUAUAUAUAUAUGUAAUUCAAUAUCUAAACUAUAUCCAACAGUAAAAUAAAUUGUUUACAAAAACAAUCUUAAGAACAAACUUCAGUUGUUUUCUGAUAUUAUAUUUUUGAAACUUCUGAAAAUGUGGGAGAAACAAUUAAGAUUUGAAAUUCCUAAGCACGAACAAAAGUAAUCAGAUUUUAAAUGAAACUAUAACAAAAAAUAAUCCUCUAACAGCAAAAUUAAUUUUACCUUUUAUUAAAUUCUUUCCAGUUUCCCUAUUUAAAGACAAAACAACAUUAUAAAUGGCUCCAGGGAAUCUCACAUGGGUGACUGAGUUCAUUCUCAUGGGAAUCACAGACCUUCCUGAGCUCCAGGUCCCCCUUUUCUUUGUCUUCCUGGUGAUCUAUGGGCUGACUGUGGUAGGGAACCUGGGCACCAUCAUCCUCACCAGUGUCGACUCCAGACUUCAAACCCCCAUGUACUUUUUCCUUCGACACUUGGCUAUCACUAAUCUUGGCAAUUCUACCACCAUUGCCCCUAAAAUGUUGCUCAACUUCUUGGCUAAGAAGAAAACCAUCUCAUACUACUGUUGUGCAGCUCAACUAGGUGGAUUCUUAGUUUUCAUGGUGGCUGAAGUUUUCACACUGGCGGCAAUGGCCUAUGACCGCUAUGUGGCCAUUUGCAACCCCCUGCUCUAUAUGGUGGUGGUAUCUCAGCAGAUCUGCCUUCUGCUAGUAUCCCUCAUAUACCUCUACAGCCUGACCACAGCACUGACUGUCUCUUCGUGUGUGUUCUCUAUGUCAUACUGUUCUUCCAAUGUAAUCAACCAUUUUUAUUGUGAUAACGUCCCUUUGCUAGCAUUGUCCUGUUCUGAUACUUACAUUCCAGAUACAACAGUGUUUAUGUUAUCGGCUAUCGACCUGUUUUUCUCCAUGAUCAUUGUUCUAAUAUCCUACUUCAACAUUGUCCUCACCGUUUUGAGGAUACAGUCCUCAGAAGGGAGACAAAAAGCUUUUUCCACCUGUGCUUCUCACUUGAUGGCUGUCACUGUGUUCUAUGGGACCCUCCUUUUCAUGUAUAUGCAACCAACAACCAACCACUCAUUAGAUACUGACAAAAUGGCCUCAGUCUUUUACACCCUAGUGAUACCAAUGCUGAAUCCCAUUAUUUACAGCCUAAGGAACAAGGAAGUGAAGGAUGCACUGAAGAGAUUCCUUAAUAACCCAUGCAAAUCCCUCAAACUAAUGUAAAAAAAUACCUACAACUGUCUUCUUUUAAAAGUCUUAAUUUGCUCUUGACAAAGCUGCUGUUAAGUGAAGAGACAUUUUAAAUGGUUAAAAAAAAAAACAAA